AUGUAUGUCGAAGACAAGGACGGCAAUUGCAUCGACGGGCACAGAGCAAGGGAGAUACGCGCCGUGGUAACACAGUUCUGGCUUUGGCUGAAGAAGGUGAAUCAAUCGCCGAGGACGUGGACACAACUGGACCUCAAGCUAUCGGACUUGUAUCGACUCGAAAUGGCCUACCGAUUUCCUGAGCUGCAGCUCUGCGAAGGUGGAUGGAAGGCCGACAUGAUCGCGAUCCACUCAUACUCCCAAUGGUAUGGAAGAUCUGUUGUACAAGGCCCCCGUCGAGUCAAGAAAGAGGCCCCCAACCAGGAUAUGCUUGUCGCUCAACUCACUUCGGCCAAACGACAAAAUGAAGAUCCCGAUAGGCUUUCGAGCGAGCCCCCCAAAAAACCGAGGCUUGAUCCACCCCAGCACAGCACAGUUGCCGCCAAGGAUGGCAGAAUUCUCGCUCCGGACAACGAGGUCGCCCAUGCUCCAGAUGGCAAGGCUAUUGCUACGGAUGGCGACAGCAUCGGUCUGGAUGUUGGUGCUACCGCUAUGGAUGGCGGGGGCAUCACUUUGGGUGCCGAGACAGCCAUAACGAGUGUUGGGGGCAUCGUUGAGGAUGCUGAGAACACCGCCCAGGGUGACGAGGGUUCCGCUCAGCGCGACACGAUCGCUAACGUAUUAUCAGCUGACAGCAUCUUGCCAGCGUCCCCCACAUCACAGCCGCAUGGAUCCCAACCGGUUCCUCCAAGACCAAGAAUUGUAACAAAGCCAAUGAACCCGCUAUCAAAGCUUUUCCGAGGCGCUCCUACCAGGCCCCUGCCAACACUCGACAUCAACAGCCUCGGCCCUUCCGAUGCUGCCCCUGCUGCCAACACAUCUAGCGUGCUAUCUACGACACGUGACGCCACAACUAGCGGGUCGGCGCCCGUGUUUGCAGGUCCCGGUGUUACCACUGGCAGUGCUGACACCGCUACAGAUGCAGCAGCGGCAACGACAACAAUAACAACAACAACAACAACAACAACAGCGGCAGCAGCAGCCGCCACACUAGCAGCAGCAACACUAGCAGCCGUCGCACCAGCAGCCGUCGCACCAGCAGCCAUCGCACCAGCAGCCGUCGCACUAGCAGCCGUCGCACCAGCCGCACCAGCCAUCACCACCGCGGCAGCAACAACAGCAACAGCACCAACAGCACCAGCAGCAGCACCGGCAGCACCAGCAGCACCAGCACCAGCACCAGCAGUGCCAGCUGCCUCAGCUUCAAGCGCUUCUUCAUCGAAGGCUCCUAGCCGGAAAAAGGGCGUUGGUAAUGGUGUGUUGCGCAUAGGGAAGCAACUUGUCGCAAGGAAUAUAUGUGCACGGCAAUGGAAAGAACAAUUUCCGAAAGGAACGACUAACGAAUUCAAAGUUUACUGGUCCAGUCUCUCUCCAGACGAACUCGCGGUAUAUGACCGUCUCGAGCAAGAACAGAAAAUGAAUAUUGUACAGUCGUGA
Molecule: messenger RNA, 1476 nt
Organism: Heterobasidion irregulare TC 32-1
Lineage: Eukaryota; Fungi; Basidiomycota; Agaricomycetes; Russulales; Bondarzewiaceae
Exons: 7
Coding region: 1-1476 (491 amino acids)
Source: RefSeq, a predicted model, not a curated record